AUGUCACCAACUGCAGAACCCUCCAUUUUCCGGCGAGUUCUAACGGCCUCCUUCUCUCUCCGGAGGACUGAAGAGAUGGUUAUUGUGGCGCCUUUGACGACGGGUUUCCAGAUCUGUCUUUCCUCUCCACCGGAGCCGUCUGAUCGAGCGCCGUCUAGCUCUCGCCGCCAUCUCCUCCUCAAUCCGAUGCAGUCUAGGCCUCUCCAUCCCCUAGAGCCGCCGGAUCCGCCAGAUCCACCGGAUCCCGACCCGCCUGACCUCCGUGGAUCUCUGCUACCAGAUCUAGUCUCCUUACCUCAACCUUUGGAUCUAUCCCCUACUCCACCGUUUGAAGCCUCUCUCCCAUCGGCCAAAGCCUCAAGAAAAUGUUUCUCUCUCUCAGCCUCUGCCAAGCUUACUAGCGCCGACCCCCUCUCAUUGUCAUCCCCUCGUCUCGCCGGAAAACCUCUUCCGCUCCUCCAUCGUCAUGCCUCUCCAAUUGCUCCCGAGAAUGGGUUCCUUCAAAACCUCGAAGACCAUUCUCCCAAUCCAAAACAAGUGCUCAAAAAGUCAAAUCUCACAAGAUCAAAAGCCGUUUUUGGGAAGCUCAGCUUAUCAACCUCCUUCCUUGAUGAAUCUACGGUACCGACCGGAUCAUCUCUUGGGAUAUUAUCCGACAUCGCCAAUUUGGGUUUCAUAGUUUUUAACAACUAUUGUCAAAUCCGAAAAGAGAGUCCAGCAAGGUGCUUCGGCCUCCUCUCCCGAUUGCUCAUCUUUUCCCACUCAAGCUGCUUCAAUCUCAUAUGCUUGUUUAGUGGUCGACACAUUCGCUCGUCUAAUGUCAUAUCUACCGGAUCAAAUGCCGAGACAUCAUCUGCGGUUCUAGAGUAUUGCCAGUUUAUUGGUGUAACUCCGAACUUGCUCCUCUCCUCAAAGGAGACAGUCUUCAAACGCUCAGCACGAGCUACUAGUGUUGUUCAUUCGUCUUUAAUGGUACAGAACAACUUCAGAUCGCUCUCAGAACGAUCUUCUUAG
This is a messenger RNA of Microthlaspi erraticum, 1014 nucleotides long. The record is from the annotation of a GenBank genome assembly. NCBI's taxonomy places the organism in Eukaryota, Viridiplantae, Streptophyta, Magnoliopsida, Brassicales, Brassicaceae.